GUUAAAAAAUCCCACUUGUAAUUUUCAAACUUAGCGGUUAAAGCUGUCAUUUAAUGCCGUCACUUUCCGCUAGAUGAGCCCAACAUCAACUCUUUUUUCGCGUAGAUGAAGUAGCGUAAGCGUGGCUAAUCAAGGUACAAAGAGGAAAAUGAGCAGCUCAGAGGAGGUUUCGUGGAUUUCAUGGUUUUGCGGACUUAGAGGAAAUGAAUUCUUUUGCGAAGUGGAUGAGGAUUAUAUACAGGACAAAUUUAACUUGACGGGCUUGAAUGAGCAAGUUCCGCACUACAGGCAAGCUCUUGAUAUGAUACUAGACUUAGAACCGGAUGAUGAACUUGACGAUAAUCCGAACCAAUCCGACCUGAUUGAGCAAGCGGCCGAGAUGCUUUAUGGGUUAAUACACGCUAGGUACAUUUUAACAAAUCGGGGGAUCGCCCAAAUGAUUGAAAAAUACCAGUCUGGGGAUUUUGGGUAUUGUCCACGAGUUUACUGCGAAUCGCAGGCAAUGCUGCCUUUGGGGCUGUCUGAUGUACCUGGGGAGGCAAUGGUCAAGUCAUAUUGCCCCAAAUGUAUGGAUGUGUACACACCAAAGUCUUCAAGGCACCACCAUACAGAUGGGGCCUAUUUUGGGACAGGUUUCCCUCACAUGCUCUUCAUGGUGCACCCAGAAUACAGGCCAAAGCGUCCAACAAAUCAAUUUGUUCCUAGGUUAUUUGGUUUUAAAAUUCAUCCCCUUGCUUACCAGUUGCAACAGCAAGCAGCCUCGACUUUUAAGGCGCCUCUGAGAAGUUUGAACUUUAAUAAUGGUAAACGUUAAUUUAAAAGGUGUAUACAUUUGAUUUAAUUUAUUUCUACCCCAAAUUUGUGUAUUCUUGUAUGUAUGAAAUUAAAUCUUGAUUAUUUUCUUUCAUACUUUUGUAUGGCGUUAACUUUGCAUAAGGUUAAAAAUGUGCAAAAAUUCCAUCAUUUUUAUAAAUAGGGUUCAAUGUAUAAUAAAUUUCCCAGUUUUGUUUUUAUAAAUGUAAGGAUAGUUUAAUUUAGAAGCGUCACCGGUUUCGUGUAAAAUUAACUAGCAUUCAAGUUUGUAAAUAACUGAUUAAAAAAUUCAGAUGAGUUGGUGUGUCAUGCCUGAGCUUAAUUAGUAAAUAGAGUGGUCAAAAGUCUGAAUUUUUCAAUCACACAGCGUAAUCUAAGAUGUAUAAAUAACACAUUUUAAAUAAAACAUAGGAAGCAAACCUAGGUUCUGUAUUUUUACUUAAGGUAAUCACAACCAAGACUAAGUUAUGAAUUCGCAUGUUAUCAAAUAAAAUUUUCUGUUUUU
Tribolium castaneum (red flour beetle) is the source of this 1318-nucleotide messenger RNA. It is a transcript of the gene CkIIbeta, whose product is annotated as Casein kinase II beta subunit. The record is from RefSeq and is a predicted model, not a curated record. The transcript is spliced from 6 exons. Gene Ontology annotation, cellular component: protein kinase CK2 complex; cytoplasm. Lineage: Eukaryota; Metazoa; Arthropoda; Insecta; Coleoptera; Tenebrionidae. The coding region runs from base 149 to 814 and encodes 221 amino acids. Gene Ontology annotation, molecular function: protein kinase regulator activity.